CUUGGCAAGACUCACAUGACCCUCCACGUGGUGUAGAAAGAAGUGUAGCUUUAUAACUGGUUUUCUGCAGAAUGAGUGGGACUCCAGCCAUUGCGUUCGACGAAUUUGGUCGUCCAUUUAUCAUCAUACGAGACCAGAGCACCAAGAGGCGUCUUCAUGGCAUAGAAGCACACAAGACUCAUAUCCUAGCGGCACGUGCUGUGGCCCAGACCCUCCGUACCUCACUGGGUCCUCGUGGCAUGGACAAGAUGUUGGUGAGUCCUGAUGGGGAGAUCACUAUCUCUAAUGACGGUGCCACCAUCUUGAACAAAAUGGACGUUCAACAUCAGAUAGCCAGGCUCAUGGUAGAACUGUCCAAGAGCCAGGACGACGAAGUUGGAGAUGGUACCACGGGCGUAGUUGUACUUGCUGGAGCUCUAUUAGAGCAGGCCGAGCAACUUCUGGACAAGGGUAUUCACCCGAUACGUAUCGCCGACGGUUACGAGCUGGCGUCCAAGAUUGCCAUAGAUCGACUUUCAGAGAUCUGCGAAGCUUUCCCAGUGGAUGCUGUUGACAAGGAACCUCUCAUCCAAACAGCAAUGACUUCUCUGGGCUCUAAGAUUAUCAACCGGUGUCAGCGUCAGAUGGCUGAGAUUGCUGUUGAGGCAAUAUUGGCCGUUGCAGAUCUCGAGAGAAAAGACGUAGACUUUGAGCUAAUCAAGAUGGAGGGCAAGGUUGGUGGUAAGCUAGAGGACACAAUGCUUGUGAGGGGUGUGGUCAUCGACAAGGACUUCAGUCACUCACAGAUGCCCAAGCUCAUUCGAAAUGCCAAAAUUGCCAUCCUGACUUGUCCAUUUGAGCCUCCCAAACCCAAGACAAAGUACGGCCUCCAUGUGUCCUCUGUGGAGGACUACCAGAAGCUCAGGACGUACGAGAAGGAGAAGUUUGCAGAGAUGGUCCAACAGGUAAAGGCAACUGGAGCUAAUCUAGCCAUCUGUCAGUGGGGCUUUGAUGACGAGGCCAACCAUCUUCUAUUGACCAAUGAGCUUCCAGCCGUCAGGUGGGUGGGCGGACCCGAGAUCGAACUCAUUGCCAUAGCAACUGGAGGUCGUAUUGUACCUCGAUUCUCCGAAUUGACGGCCGAGAAAUUAGGAACAGCUGGUAUUGUUAAAGAGCUCAAUUUCGGCACUACUAAAGAUCACAUGCUCGUGAUUGAAGAAUGUAAGAACUCAAGAGCUGUCACCAUCUUUGUUCGUGGUGGAAACAAAAUGAUCAUUGAGGAGGCUAAGAGGAGCCUCCAUGAUGCUCUGUGUGUGAUCAGAAACCUGGUCAAGGACAAUCACAUUGUGUACGGAGGAGGUGCGGCCGAGAUAGCCUGUGCCCUCGACGUUGCCAAGGAGGCUGACAAGAUCUCCACCAUAGAGCAGUACGCUAUGAGAGCAUUUGCCGACUCCCUAGAAGCCAUACCAAUGGCUCUGGCCGAGAACUCCGGCCUCAACCCCAUCGAAACUGUCGCUAAUGUCAAAGCUCAGCAGGUGGCCGAGAAAAACCCUGCACUGGGUAUUGACUGUCUGGGUGCUGGAACCAAUGAUAUGAAGACCCAGCAUGUAGUGGAGACUCUGCUAGCCAAGAAACAGCAGAUCAGCCUGGCCACUCAACUUGUCAAGAUGAUCCUGAAGAUCGAUGACAUUAGAUCUCCUGGAGAGUAUUAGACUAUGUGACUACACUAUUAUUAUUGAUGUGCUGCAUUAUACAUGUCAUGCAACUCUUUAUUAUGCCUUAAUUAUCAUGAUUGUCUUAUUAGUGAGAAUUUAUUAUUGUCUUCAAAAAUG
Molecule: messenger RNA, 1811 nt
Organism: Halichondria panicea
Lineage: Eukaryota; Metazoa; Porifera; Demospongiae; Suberitida; Halichondriidae
Product: T-complex protein 1 subunit epsilon-like
Exons: 9
Coding region: 72-1691 (539 amino acids)
Biological process (GO): protein folding
Cellular component (GO): chaperonin-containing T-complex
Molecular function (GO): ATP-dependent protein folding chaperone; ATP hydrolysis activity; ATP binding
Source: RefSeq, a predicted model, not a curated record